Molecule: messenger RNA, 2076 nt
Organism: Stylonychia lemnae
Lineage: Eukaryota; Ciliophora; Spirotrichea; Sporadotrichida; Oxytrichidae
Source: the annotation of a GenBank genome assembly
AUGGAUUCCUCAGAUGAUUAGGAUUAUGAUGGAGAAGAUGAAAGUGAUGAUAAAUCAUAAGAUGACAAGUUGAUAGGGAUUUAGAAAGUCAACGAAAAUUCUGAUGCUAUAGUUGAGUCGUUUAAACCAUAAGAAAAAAUUGAAUCAAGUAAAAUCUUAAAUGAAACAGGUAUUAUGAAUGAUAUUUGCAUUCAGUAGGAUAAUGAAGGAAAUACAUUCUAAGUAUAGUAGAUAAAUUUGGAAAAUAUAUUGAAAAAUGAUGAAAAUUAAGGAGAAAAAAUUAAAUCAAUGAGAAAUCCAAAGCCACCAAUACCUCUAGGCAGCCAAAGAUAGAAAUAAAAUCUAUUUGAGUCUCUUUAAGGAGAUAUAAACUAAAAAUUACUAAAGCUAUCUGCAAGGAAUUAGUCUAAAAAGAGGAACUAAUAGUAAUCAUAAAAGCUAUCAUUUGCCAAGAAUAAAAUUAAAUCAGCAGGAGCCAGCGACGAAAGCACAUUGACAAACCCUAAUUCUACAUACAGAAAAUUGUUCAAUAGAAAUCUUAAAUUUUUCUUGUGGGUUAUUGAAAAGGAGGAACCUCCUUAUAUCUUCAAGAUGCAUAUCUAAUCAAUGAAUCAAAAUGAUAUUGAUAAGUAAAUGAUUAUCUAGGCUAUUAAAAAAGCUCUUCUAAACUAAUUAGGCCAUGACUUUAUUAAAUCUAUUGAUGUGAGAACAUUUUAAAAAAAGAACUAAUUCAAAGUAUUUCUUGAGAUAGAAGAUAGGAUAGAUGCUUAAAAGCUAUUCAAAAAAUUCUUUAAGAUGUCAAAGUUGUCAUUUUUUGAUUAAAAUGGAGCUAAACUAUUUGACCGAGACAUGAGAGCAUAUUUGGUAAAAGAUGAAGCUACAUUUGAGAGGCUAGCUAAUUAAAAACUUGUUGAGGAUGGCUAUAGAUCAAAUGAAAGUAAAUAAGAGAUAUGGAGUAAGGGUUCUUCAUCUUCAAUAGGUAGUUGUAAAGGAAGAGGCAGCAUUUUAAAUAGUAGUGAUGAGAGUACUGCUGCAAAAGGGAAUAGUAAUUCUCAAAGAGGUAGUGGUAGAGGAAGUGGGCGUAGGAAAGGCUAAGGACCAAAUAAUUUUUCAUAGUUGGAUAAUGGAAGAAAUAAUUCGGCUGAGAACAUAUUAGACAGUCUUAACAAUAAAAUAUCAGAUUAAGAAUCUAAUAAUGAGGAUGCAAAAGAAGAGCAAAAAAUCAAUGUAAAUGAUUAGCCUAAUAAUUAAUUAAACGAACCUCAAGUAAGAAGUGAUAUCCCAAAACCCCCAAACAAGAAACGAAGACCAAGGAAAAAUAAGAAAAAGCUUAUUGAUUAAAACAGUAUUUCAAUUGAAUAAAUAGACAGUGAGGAUUAGCAUUUAAAAUAAGAGUCAGAGUUAUAAUUUGAAACUUUUGAUAUUAUUUAGCUAGGCACAACCCCUAAGAAAAAAGAUGCACCAAUUUAGCAAUAAUCAGUAAAUGAAACUUUUGAAGAUCUCGAAUCUUUUGUAGAGAAUUUGAUUUCAAAAACUUUUAUCAGUGAAAUGUAGUCACUUGCAUUUGAUUGCUUAAAGGAUAUAAAUAUAGAGAUAUCUUCAUUGAUGAUUAAUGAAAAAGCAUAGCUAGAGCAAUAAAAAUUUGCAUAAAAUCAAGUUAAACCCCCGAGAAGUCCUGACAAUAAAAAAUAAAAGAUAAAAUAAUACUACGUAAGAAAAUAGGACAAAGUAUCUGUAGAAUAAUAAAACUAAGAAUUUAAAGAAAACCCAAUCAAUUACUCCAGUAGUAAUUAGACUGAAGAAAGGAAAGAUAGUUAUAAGGGGAUCUAAGUUUAUAAUUAAACAAAUGAAUACUAGAAUGAUUAUCUUGAAGAUUUGCCACCUUAGCCAACAAGGAGAGUCACAUAUAACCCUGAAAUAAUUGAUGAUAAAGAUGAUUAUUCUAAUUCAUAGCAGUAGUCAAGUCGGAAAGUGUAGUAUAAACCUCAAAUUAGUAAAGAUAUAAAAAAGGGAUAACUUAAAACCCCUAGAGGACCUACAGGGAACUAAGGUAAAUAUUUUUACCAAUAAAAAUGA